Molecule: messenger RNA, 2583 nt
Organism: Pediculus humanus corporis (human body louse)
Lineage: Eukaryota; Metazoa; Arthropoda; Insecta; Psocodea; Pediculidae
Product: zinc finger protein, putative
Exons: 7
Coding region: 1-2583 (860 amino acids)
Biological process (GO): anatomical structure development; regulation of transcription by RNA polymerase II
Molecular function (GO): DNA-binding transcription factor activity, RNA polymerase II-specific; RNA polymerase II cis-regulatory region sequence-specific DNA binding
Source: RefSeq, a predicted model, not a curated record
AUGGGAAAUGUUCCACUUUCUCCGGCAGCAGUUAAAGCCUUGGCAGAAGCAGAAAUUACUAAUCCGGAUUAUUUUAUAAAAUGUCUUCAUUGUCAAAAAGCUUAUCCCGGUCUUCAAGCUCUCAGGGAUCACAUCGAAGCAGAUCAUCUUGGUAAUUUGUCACCGAACGAAGCUCUUUCCCCCGUUCAAGGGUCUUAUUCUCCAGCUCCAGUUCCAGUGCAAGGAGGUCUACAUGCUUGUUCUCAGUGCAGCGUGUCAUUUUCAACAAAAGACCAACUUGAAAAACACGAAUUGCUUCAUUCGCCGAAUGCACAAGUGUCUUGUAAAGUGUGCAACAAACAAUUUGCUAACGUUUACCGUCUUCAAAGACACAUGAUCUCACACGAUGAAUCGGCCGUUUUAAGAAAAUUCAAGUGCCCGGAAUGCGAAAAAGCUUUCAAAUUCAAACAUCACUUGAAGGAACACAUCCGUAUACAUAGUGGUGAAAAGCCCUUUGAAUGCGCAAAUUGCGGAAAAAGAUUUUCCCAUUCUGGAUCUUAUUCAAGUCACAUGACUUCUAAAAAAUGCUUAGUGAUAAAUCUAAAAGUUAAUAGAGGAAGAGGUGGUGUUGGUAUGGACAAAAGUCAAAUUAACAGAAACAUUGGUGGAGGAAUUAUGCCUAAAUACGGUGAUGCGACGGCAGCAUUUUUCUCCGCAGCAGCUCCGCGUUCCGCUUUCCCAUCGCCCUCGCCAUCGGGCUUGCAUCCUUUUUACAUGGCAACAGCUCCGACGAUGCAUUUAAAUAAUGCUGCCAUGAGAGCAUACGGUAUACCCGCUCUAAGUCAUUUUCUCGAACAGUUUGCAACACCGUCCAAUAUAUUGACGAGUCCUAAAAAAGAAGCGGACGAUAUUAAAGAAGAAAAACAAGAAGAAGAUUCGAAGGAUGAAAUUAAAAAAGAAAUAGAUUUAAACGAAGAGGAAAAAGAAAUGAAAGAACCUCUUUCACCGGUACCGAGCAAUUGCGGAGGAGAUUUAGAAGCCGUGAAAAGAAUUCUCGAAACCGUCAAUGCCACCGUCACAAAACAAUUUUUACAUGCCAAUAUGCAAAAAUUUACAUCUUCUCCGUCUGGCAGCAGUUGCGCGAGUGCACCCUCUCCUACCUCAGAAGAAAAACCUAAACAAGAGGUAGAAGAUUUUGAAUGCAGGCAUUGCGGGAAAAUAUUUCAAAACAAGGUGGAUUAUCACCAGCACGAAAGAUAUUUGUGUGAGAGCAUUCAAAAAAGUGAAGGAUUAGCGGCAAAGUUAGAGGACGUCGCCAGUGGUAAAGGAGAUGAAAACGUUUGCAGUGGAAGCGAAGACGAAGAUGUUAAAGAAUGCGAAGAAGAAAUAGAACGAAACGAAGAUGGAGGAAUCACAAUUACGACUACGACUCAAGAAGGUGGAGUCGAUGGCAGAAAAGUUAGAGUUCGAUCAUUGAUAGCCGAUGAACAGUUGGCAAUAUUGAAACAUCACUAUUUAAUUAAUCCGAGACCCAAAAGAGAAGAAUUAUCGAAAAUAGCUGACAAAAUCGGAUUUCCGGUUCGAGUGGUGCAAGUUUGGUUUCAAAACACUAGAGCAAGAGAUCGCAGAGAGGGAAGAUUAGUCCAAGUUCCUUAUUUACCUAUACCACCCUUAUUUCCCAACAACGUGCCUUUAUUGCCAACGAAUCUCACCGAACAACCUUUAGAUUUAUCUGUUAAAAAAUUACUCAACUCAUCUCCAGAAUCUUCACCUCACAGGGAAACCAAAGAAUACGAUGCCCUUAAUUUGUCACGAAAAUCAACUAGUCCUAAUCCUAACCACUAUCCAGAUGGAUUAGCUUUAAGAGCAAUGCCCGGUUUUCCUCACUAUCAACAUUCCUCUUGCUCGUCAUCUUUGGUUGACUAUAGACGAACUCCGUCUCCGCUCGCUUACCUGAAUUUACAUCAAGAAGAUUUGAAGAACAACAGUUCUAAGCUAGCAAAAAUUUUAACAAAGCCACCCUUGCACAGUCAACGAUUGGAUUCGAAUGGAGUGAGUUUGGUACCCAUGGAAAGGCUGGUGUUCAAUCCAGAACUUCAGAAUUCGGCAUCUCCUCUUCCUGCCAUGGCGCUUUCACUUUUCAAACAGGAAAACGGACGCGCUUGCAGCUCUAGUCCAGGUUCCGACAAGCGUUCUUGGGCACAAGGCGAACUAACAGACGAAACGGAAGAUUCUAGAACCAACGAAGGUCAAGAGGCCAACGAUGAUUACGUAAUACGUUCGAAAAAGCAAAAAUUUCAACAGGAUUCCCAAUCAGAUCUCGAAGCGGAAGGACAAUUCAUUUGCGACCAGUGCGAGAAAACAUUUUCAAAACAAAGUUCAUUGGCUCGACAUAAAUACGAACAUUCUGGACAGCGUCCACACAAAUGCGAAGUCUGCGAAAAAGCAUUCAAACACAAACAUCACCUCACCGAACACAAGAGACUACACAGCGGUGAAAAACCUUUCCAAUGCGGAAAAUGCUUGAAACGAUUUUCACAUUCUGGAUCCUACAGUCAACACAUGAACCAUCGUUACUCCUACUGCAAACCCUACAGAGAUUAG